CUCUUGAGACAGUCAAAUUCAGUAUUUAGCAGGCUUUUGUUUUAAACCCACAGUCCAUUGAGAACUGAAAAGGAAUCAUGCUUGGUUAAAUGUGGGAAAAUUUAGUAAUGCCUGGUUAAAAGCUUUACAGCUGGAUUAAUGAGUAACCUACACUUUAAUCAUGCUGCUACUGCUCUCCCACUGUGUUAUAACUUCUUCUUUGCUACUAUAAAGUUCUCCACGCUGUUUAACUUAGUCACUUACAGCCUGAAAAUGCCAGUGUCCUCGGGUGAUCUGCUGUUACUUAUGCUUGGGACAGUGUAUCUUAGAGAAGGAAGCUCUGCACCAGUGUCUAAUCAGCAAGAUUCCAAGUGUGGGCAGAAAGUGGAAGCAAAUUCAUGGCAUCUUUAUAGCUAUCUCUCUCGGAUUGUUGGCGGGACCCAGGUGCAACAAGGUUCUCACCCAUGGCAGGUUUCCUUGAAACGAAAUAAUCGUCAUUUCUGUGGAGGAACCCUUGUUUCCUCUCAGUGGAUAAUCACAGCUGCUCACUGCGUUGUAAGCAGAUACCUGCUUGGUUCCCUGACCGUAACUGCUGGAGAGCAUGAUUUGCGCCAUAAAGAGGAGGAAGAGCAAACCCUACAUGUAAAAUCUAUCACCAGACACCCAAAAUUUAAUGUGAAGAAACCAAUGGAUUAUGACAUUGCCCUUCUGAGAAUGAACGGUCACUUUAAAUAUGGUUCAACAGUUGGGCCAGUAUGUCUUCCUGAACCCAAUGAAACAUUCGAUCCAGGAUAUAUAUGUGUCACUUCUGGCUGGGGUCGCCUAAGAGAAAAUGGUAUCCUCCCUGAAGUCCUGCAUGAAGUGGAGUUGCCCAUCCUAGACCACAGUGAAUGUUCUAGAGCAUUGUCAACUUUAAAGAAACCUGUUCGGGGUGACACUCUAAUGUGUGCUGGGUUUCCAGAUGGUGGAAAGGAUGCCUGCCAGGGUGACUCUGGGGGAUCUCUGGUGUGCAUGCGUGAACAUGGUUCUUGGACCCUGGUUGGGGUGACCUCAUGGGGCUAUGGGUGUGCUCGCGGCUGGAUGCAAAACCUAAAAAAAAAGUAUAACAGAAGAGGAACACCAGGAGUUUUUACAGACCUUACCAAGGUGCUCCCUUGGAUUCAGCAACAUAUCGACACCGAUAUCAGAAUGAAAAGCUCUACAGCAUCAUGCAGUGUGCAAGAUGGCAAACUCCCUGGCAAUGAAGGACAGCUUGUUUUCCCUGAUCAUCCUAAGCAUUUUUACCAGGACAACCAGUUGUGCGUUUGGACUCUGCUCGUCCCAGAAGGAAUGCAUAUACUGCUGAAUUUUACCCGCUUUGAUGUGGAAUCCGAUAUGUACUGUGACUAUGAUGCCUUGUCAGUGAUUUCUAAGGACAACAGGCUCCUUGGGAAGUUCUGUGGCAAGGAGCCCCCGUUACCGAUUUUGGUUGGUUCCAAUAGCCUAACGCUAAAAUUUGUAUCUGAUAACAAAGAACACGGAUCUGGGUUCUCUAUGAUAUACCAAACUAUUGAGCCAGAUUCUCUUCAAGACUCUGGCUGUGGAUCUAUUGCCAUACUUUUUGAGGAAGGAACAGUACAAAGCAUGCACUACCCCGAGGCUUACAAUAAUCUGGCAGAUUGUCAAUGGAUUGUUCAAGCUCCAGAAAACCACGUGGUCAAGCUCACAUAUGAACAUUUUGAACUGGAGGAAAAUGAAGACUGCACUUAUGACUCAGUGACAGUGUAUGAAAAUGUUGCAAAGGAUAAUGAAAUAGCUCGAUCCUGUGGAUUUGCUGUCCCAGCACCAGUUGUGAGUUCCUCUAGUACCAUGCUGGUCAAGUUUCAUUCAGAUGAGACAGAGACGUUUGGUGGAUUCAAAGCCAGAUUUUUGUUCAUCUCUGUUGCAGAUCUAAACAUAUCAAAUUUGAGCAGUGAAGUAAUGCUUCCAGAGGAAAUAAGUGAUGCCUCGAAUGAAACUGACAUUCCUGCUGACAUUUGUGGAGUAGCAUCCAACCAGCCCAGGUUUCUUUUCAGUCGGAUAGUUGGAGGCGAAGAAGCUGUACCACAUUCUUGGCCUUGGCAGGCAAGCAUACAAAUUUUGGGAGAAAACAUCUGCGGAGGGGCAGUUCUUACAAGCACAUGGGUGGUGACUGCUGCUCACUGUUUCAAAGGGAUGGAAAAAUACAGAGAUUUUUGGAGUGUGGUUGCUGGAGCUCAUGACAUUGGAGAACAAGAGCAUAAUAGUCAGAAAAGAUUGGUGAAACAGUACAUUCCGCAUCCAGAUUUUAACACCACAACUACAGAUUCAGACAUUGCACUGGUGGAACUCACUGAGCCUUUAGAAUUCAAUCAUUAUGUUCGUUCUGUGUGUCUGCCUGAGAAAGACGAAAAGCUUGAGGCUUCCAGGGUGUGUGUCAUUACAGGUUGGGGCAUUCAUUAUGAAGAUGGAGAACUUUCAAGAAAACUCCAUCAACUUGAAGUUCCUAUUUUGGUUUCUGAAGAAUGUCAGAAAUACUAUAUGAACCAUCCGGGUGGUCUGAACAAGCGGAUGUUCUGUGCCGGAUUUCCUACUGAAGAAGGAAAGGAUGCGUGUACAGGUGAUUCAGGAGGUCCACUGGUUUGUCCAUCAGAAGAGUCAAGCUACUACACCCUUAAUGGAAUAAUAAGCUGGGGCCAUGGUUGUGGAAGAGCUGGCUAUCCAGGAGUUUAUACGAAUGUUGCGUCUUUCACCAAUUGGAUCGGUCAGCACAUAUAUGGAACCAACUCCUCAAGCCAGGAAUGAAGAUCUUCGAUGAAUGUGAGCAUUUAAACCAACAGCUAAACCAUGUGACUUGACAGCUUUGUUCCAGAGUUCAUGGACCGCAUGUUUCAUAAUUUGAAGAAGGCGGCGGCAGCGUAGCCUUCACAUGCGUUCAAUAUAUCAGUGCAGCUUUGGACAUUUCCAUUUAGAAAUAAUGUUGCUGCAAUUCUAUGCACAGUUUACUAGGAGUAAGUCCCAUUGAACUUACUGGGAGCAUGUGAGUUUUCCCCAAUGAAAUGUUUCACGUGAAUAUUUUUUUAUAAUGUAAGGUAACAUAAAUUAUUUUUUAAAAAAUCUAUUAAUACGCAUUUUUCAAUUUAUCAUGCCAUAUGACAGUAAGAUCACUUUCAGACAUCUAGAAGAAGCACAUGUACUUUCUGUUUCUUUUCUUCAUGCUCCAGAGUCUUAGUCAAAAAAAGCAGGUUUGCAACCCCCCCCCCACAUGGAAACAUCUGUUCUGUCCUCACAUUGGGAUAUUCAUUUAUUAAUAAAGGUUUGAUUGGUGUGUGCAUGUUUCUGUGUGCAUUUAAUGAUUACUUAGGUAGAAGCACUUGAUGAAGAUUAAGGAUAAUUCAUAGAUUUAUUGUAACCUGGAAUAGUCACUACAGCCUUACAGUAAAGAUAACUUUGUUCUUU
Messenger RNA from Podarcis muralis (Common wall lizard), 3435 nucleotides. It is a transcript of the gene OVCH2, whose product is annotated as ovochymase 2. Gene Ontology annotation, biological process: proteolysis. NCBI's taxonomy places the organism in Eukaryota, Metazoa, Chordata, Lepidosauria, Squamata, Lacertidae. The record is from RefSeq and is a predicted model, not a curated record. Gene Ontology annotation, molecular function: serine-type endopeptidase activity.